This is a messenger RNA of Ctenocephalides felis (cat flea), 888 nucleotides long. RefSeq names its product gamma-sarcoglycan-like. Gene Ontology annotation, cellular component: sarcoglycan complex; sarcolemma. The record is from RefSeq and is a predicted model, not a curated record. The coding region runs from base 1 to 888 and encodes 295 amino acids. Lineage: Eukaryota; Metazoa; Arthropoda; Insecta; Siphonaptera; Pulicidae. Gene Ontology annotation, biological process: heart contraction; cardiac muscle tissue development. The transcript is spliced from 5 exons.
AUGCAAAGUUUCAAACAAGGAAGUCACUGUGACAACGAUAAUUCAAAUCACUUCAAGAUUGCUUCUUCGAGGCUCAAAAAACGAUGUUUGUUUCUGCUAAUUUUGGGACUUAUGGUUAUGAUUAUUUUCAAUAUGGCUCUCAUACUUUGGAUUAUUAGUGUCAUGGAUUUUUCAACGACUAGUAUGGGCAGUUUGCGAUUUGUACCAGGAGGCUUGCAGCUGAUUGGUAAUACUCUGAUGCUCGGCUCUCUGACUGCCAGCAGCAUAAAAGCAAAGCAUGGACGUCCCUUGAUUUUGGAAUCUUUUCAUAAUUUCACAAUUCAUACCAGAGACAAGCACGGAAUGAUAAGCGAUCGAUUCUUUUUAGGUCAAGGUCGUCUGGAAUGCUCGACUUCUGCAUUUGUUGUAUCAGAUACAUCGGGAAUACCAAUAUUUUCCGCGAGCCCUCGAGAAGUUUUUAUAAGAACGGAGUCUCUCCGAGUGCACGGCGAAGGGGGCACUACUGUCCAAGGAAGUGUGCAGACACCACUAGUUCGUUCGGAAUCGGGAAACGCUCUUAGAUUAGAAUCAUCAACACGAGGUAUUAAAAUUAUUUCUCCAAAAGGAAUCCAUGUGGAAUCGAAGGCUGCUGAUAUAAAGACUGAAAGUUUAAAUGACAUCACAAUUAAAUCUCUUGCAGGAAAGAUAAAACUAGAUUCUCCGAACGUACUAAUGCCCAACUUAAAAAUUGCAUUACCUGUGCAGCAAAGUCAUAUUAACAACGAAAAUUCUAAUUCAAAAAAAUAUAAUACCAUAUACCAGUUAUGUUCUUGUGCAAAUGGUAAAUUAUACUUAGCCCAAUCACAUGGAUUGUGUAUAACUGAUAUAUCACAGGAUAUAUGUAGAUGA